This is a messenger RNA of Anopheles arabiensis, 1474 nucleotides long. It is a transcript of the gene Gr63a, whose product is annotated as gustatory and odorant receptor 24. Gene Ontology annotation, molecular function: sweet taste receptor activity. Gene Ontology annotation, biological process: sensory perception of taste. Gene Ontology annotation, cellular component: neuronal cell body; membrane; axon. NCBI's taxonomy places the organism in Eukaryota, Metazoa, Arthropoda, Insecta, Diptera, Culicidae. Bases 1 to 1380 code for a protein of 459 amino acids. The transcript has 3 exons. The record is from RefSeq and is a predicted model, not a curated record.
AUGAGUCUCUACUUCAACGCGGACACGAGGCGCAUCGAGAGGAGUUCGGUGCACGAGCCAAAGCGCAACCGGAACGUUUUUCUCGACGUAAAACCCAUCGCGGAUGACGCGAACGCGAACGUGAACGUGCCACCACGGCAGGCCGCCAGACGGAACGCGACCGUGUUUAACAAUCGCGUUGGCUUUCCACCGCUGACACCGAAGGAGGCGUUUGUGGAUGCGGUCCCUGCGGAUCAAACGUGUAUGGUGUUUGAAAGCUCCAAACCGAUCUACCUGGUGCUGCGUGCCAUCGGUGUGCUGCCGUACACGCGGCUCCCGUCGGGCGGAACCGCUUUUGUCCUUGCCUCCCCGUCGAUGACGUACUGUGUGCUGUUUUUCCUGCUGCUCACCGUGUACAUUGCCUUCAUCCUGCUCAAUCGCAUCGAGAUCGUGCGCACGCUCGAGGGCCGCUUCGAGGAGUCCGUCAUUGCGUACCUGUUCAUCGUGAACAUUCUGCCGAUCCUGAUCAUACCGCUGAUGUGGUACGAAUCGCGCAAGGUCGUGUCGGUCGUGAAUGGGUGGGUCGAUUUCGAAACCGUCUACCGGGAAACGUCGGGCCGGGCGCUGGAGUUGCGCCUGCGCACCAAAGCGCAGGUCAUAGCGAUCCUGCUGCCGAUCCUGUGCUCCCUCUCGGUCGCCAUCACGCACGUGACAAUGGUGGACUUCAAGCUGCUGCAGGUCAUCCCGUACUGUGUGCUCGACACGAUCACCUACAUGAUGGGCGGGUACUGGUAUAUGGCCUGUGAGACGCUCAGCAUUACCGCGAAAAUACUGGCGGAAGACUUUCAGCGCGCGCUGCGGCACGUCGGCCCGGCGGCGAAGGUGUCCGAGUAUCGGUCGCUAUGGUUGCGGCUGAGCAAGCUGGCACGGGAUACGGGCUUUUCCACCUGCUAUACGUUCACGUUCAUCUGUCUGUAUCUGUUCUUCAUCAUAACGCUUUCGAUCUAUGGGCUGAUGUCGCAAAUUUCGGACGGCUUCGGCGUGAAGGACAUCGGGCUGGCGGUGACCGCCUUCUGUAGCGUGGGCCUGCUGUUCUACAUCUGCGACGAGGCGCACUACGCGUCGUUCAAUGUGCGCACCAACUUCCAGAAGAAGCUGCUGAUGGUGGAGCUGAGCUGGAUGAACACGGACGCGCAGACGGAGAUUAAUAUGUUUUUGCGUGCGACCGAGAUGAAUCCUUCCAGCAUCAAUCUUGGCGGGUUUUUCGACGUUAAUCGCACGCUGUUUAAAUCGCUGCUUGCCACGAUGGUUACGUAUCUGGUGGUGUUGCUACAGUUCCAGAUCAGUAUUCCCGAUGAGCCCAGCGCCAUGCUGAUGCACAGUAAUUCGUCCCAUUCUUAGGAUGUAUGGAGCACGAUCGUAAAACGAAGCGUCUGGUAGGUACGGUGAUCAGGACAUCCGUAAAAAUGCUUAAUAAAAUCGUAUCGUUACACCA